This is a messenger RNA of Polyodon spathula (Mississippi paddlefish), 3904 nucleotides long. Its product is annotated as peptidyl-prolyl cis-trans isomerase FKBP5-like. Lineage: Eukaryota; Metazoa; Chordata; Actinopteri; Acipenseriformes; Polyodontidae. Gene Ontology annotation, molecular function: protein binding; peptidyl-prolyl cis-trans isomerase activity. The record is from RefSeq and is a predicted model, not a curated record. The transcript has 11 exons. Bases 651 to 2012 code for a protein of 453 amino acids.
UAAUAAUAAUAAACAAUUCUCGGCACAUAUGCUACUGAUCCUGCCUCGUAAUGUAUAUUUGCACGCAUUCCCCUCUACCAGAUAUAGCCAAUCCAAUACAACAUCCUCUAACCUUUUGUUGACUCGAGGGUUUAGUGAUCCCCGUACUUGUUUCUGAUAACCUGAGGAGGCUUGUUUUUCCACUGUUGAAGACACUUUGAUUAGGCCACAGCUGUUGCAUCAUAACAUUGUACAUCAGCACCAUUUCAGCACUGUGCAGUGCCAGCCUGGCUGAGCCGCAGGGAGACGCAGCUGAGGAAUAUUCUAAAUGUGUUGCCAGCUGUUUUCAAUAUGUACCACGGUAAAACGCGGUGCACGCUGUGCCAGGAGAAGCUUGGUGACAAAACACUCAACCAGAAAAAGACACCUGGAAAGACAUCACUCAAGAGUUUACAGCAGAAUACUUCAAGAGCAAGAAAGAGAGAAAAAAACCGCAACCGCAGCUGAGAUUGGUUUGGAAUGCCAUCUGGAAGUUCCCAAAUCAGGACAGAGAAACAACCGCAUGUUGACAGUGCUACACUGGACUGGAUUACUCUUCACCUUCAACCAUUUAGGACUGCUGAAUCGCAAGCGUUCCGGUAUUUACGGGGAAUGCUAGCACUGAUUGGACAAUGUCAACUGACCAAGCUGUGAAGAUGAACGCCCAGCCUUCCAACAGCAUGAUCCCAGAGUGGGGAGUGGACCUCUCUCCCAAGCAGGACAAAGGCGUGUGCAAGCUGAUAAUAAGGCCCGGAGAUGAAGCUGAGUACCCCAUGAUUGGAGACCAGGUCUGGGUCCACUACACCGGGAAACUGCUGAGCGGGGAGAAGUUCGACUCGAGCCGGGAUCGCAACAAGCCUUUCACCUUCAACCUUGGCAGGGGGCAGGUGAUCAAGGCAUGGGAUAUCGGGGUCGCCAGCAUGAAGAAAGGGGAGGUGUGCCAGCUGAUGUGCCAUUCGGAGUACGCCUACGGAGUGUCCGGGGGCCCCCCCAAUAUCCCCCCCAAAUCCACCUUGAUCUUCGAGGUUGAGUUGUUGAACUUCAAGGGAGAAGAGCUGACCGAAGACGGGGGUGUUAUUAGAAGAAUAAAGCAGAAGGGGGAGGGUUUUUCAAACCCCAAUGAAGGGGCCAUUGUGGAAGUUCAUCUGGAGGGGCGCAGCGGGGGGCGUGUGUUCGACUCGCGGGACGUCCAGUUUGUGGUGGGCGAGGGGGAGGACCACAGCAUCCCCCUGGGAGUCGACAGAACCAUGGAGAAGAUGCAGAAGGGAGAAUGCUGUCUGAUCUACCUCAAACCACAAUAUGGGUUUGCGGAAGAGGGAAAGCCAGAAUUCCACAUUGAGCCAAACGCAGAGCUCGUCUACCAAAUAACGCUGAAGGAUUUUGAAAAGGCCAAGGAAUCGUGGGAGAUGAGCAUAGAGGAGAAGCUGGAGCAGGCUGUGGAGGUGAAGCAGAAAGGCACGCAGUAUUUCAAGGCAGGACGCUAUGUGCAGGCGAUGAUCCAGUACCAGAAGAUCGUGGCAUGGCUAGAGAUGGAGUGUGGGCUGGCGGAGGAGAAGCAGAGAGUCGUGCACGACCUGAUCAUGAUGACGCAGCUCAACCUGGCAAUGUGCCACCUGCGGCUGCGGGAGUACACACAUGCCGUGGAGAGCUGCGAUAAGGUGAUUGAGCUGGACAACUCCAAUGAGAAGGCUCUGUACCGGCGGGGCGAGGCGCGGCUGCUGAAGAACGAGUUCAGCCUGGCGCUGCGGGACUUCGGGAGGGUGCUGGAGGUGAACCCCAAGAACCGAGCUGCGCGAACGCAGAUCAGCGUCUGCCAGCGCAAGAUCCGCGAGCACCACGAGAUGGACAAGAGGAUUUAUGCAAACAUGUUCCAGAAGUUCGCAGAGCGCGACGCCAAGGUGAGGAAAACGAAACUUCCCAGAGAUGACACUACCAAAGAGGAGAGGAACAACCCACCUGCCAAGCACCGGCGGAGAAGCAGAGAGCACCUGUGAGACUGGCAGAGAGGACAGUAUCCCAGGUCCACUCGCGAGGGUGAAAGGGGGUGCUGCAGACACAAGCGCAUACACCCCCUUUGAAACCUCACAGCAGCAACAGCAUUCCCAAAUACAGACUCGCUUCAUCAGCCCCAGAGAGCUCAGAAGCUCCUUCUAUUCUUAAUACUAUUGUUAAUGAUAAUGUUGUUGUUGUUAGGUAAAGCAUUUCAAGUUAUUUACUACGACUGCUGAAAAAAAAAAACAAUAACAAAAAAAAAAAACGGUCCAGACUUUUUUUUUUUAUAUAUUCUAAUUCCAAUAUCCAGAAAGACACUUGAGCAGAAUGAAGACGGGGGUGUGCCAUAGAGUCGCCUGCUGUUUUCCGUAAUAAAGCAUCACACAGUCCGGGAGAGAAGCCUCUCAUAACCACACGAGGGCAGAGAGGGACUCGUAUCCAGUUUAAGUCUCAAAUGCGAUUCUGCCCCAGGGGGGCAGCCUGCAUGGUUAAACGUGAGACCUGGCAAGAAAAAACAAGAACACUUUCACUGAGGCUGCCUCUCCCACACAGUGGGGCAGCGACCGAGCUGGGACUCCAAACCACUGCUCCAGCGCCCAGCCCUCCACCCACACCAUUAGACUAUACACAACUUCUCAUGGAUGAGACGCGCCAGACAGCACAGCACAGAAGAGACUGGCACACCUGGGAAUCUUCAGAGCACCUUGACUGAAUGUUUGGCUGUUUCAUUAUUAUUAUUAUUAUUAUUAUUAUUAUUAUUAUUAUUAUUAUUAUUAUUAUAACUCAUUCCAAAAGAGUACAACAAUUAUCACCUCCAGGUAGCAAAAAAAACCAAGUGCUUCAGAAACAGCACUUGAGUGUUAGUGCUCACUUGAGUUUUUAAUGUUUUAAGGUUUUUUGAUUCAAUGUAAAUAACAUAAAUGCUGCACAGAUUAAGUGUGAACUUCAGUUAGUCACUCACUAGAGGGCGCCAGUGGGAAAUUACUAUUACCAGUACUGUAUUAGGAACUGCAUUAAAAACAUGAAUAAAAUAAGUUUAGGGGUGGGUGUAUUAGCUUAUUUGUACUGUAACCAUCCCCUUCUCAUUCAUUUCUAGGCAAUUUAAAUUGCUGCUAGCUGCACAGUGUUCUGUAAACAACACCGUGCAAUACAACCGAACAAAAAGGGGUUUUGCAAUAGAUUUCAGCGCAUCCUGUAUUAACAGAUACAAGCGCACAGUGUAAAUGAGAUGCUUUGAAGCAGUUCCUUAUGCUCCUCCCCUCCCAUUAAUGAAUUAAUUCACAGGUGCAGAGAUCCUAACUCAGCAGUGGCAUUGCAAAUGAAUUUCAAGUCACACUAUAGACUUUGCAGGCGUCUCACCCGGGCGGCAUGCAGGGCAGGGCGCCUCACCCAGGCAGCAUGCAGGGCAGGGCUCUACAGGUCAAUGUGGCUUAAAUAUCUGGGCUGCAGGGAGGUUGCAAUUCAAAUUCAAUUCAAACUCUCUUACAAAGUGGUAAAGGCCAGUCAGGUCAGUGAUUUAAUCCCCCUUAUUAUUUUAACCGGAGGUGCAGUUCUUCAGGUUUGAACACAAACAACAGUAAAUGCACAUGUUCUUUUUGGAGAAGAUGCAAAAUGCCAAGAAAUGAUCCAGCAGAGGAGUGGAGACGCUUGUCAGAAUGUAGUGUCCAGUGUUCAGACAGCUGGCCCGGAUGAGUGAAGGCGCUUCUCAGAAUGUAGUGUCCAGCAUUCAGACAGCUGUCCCGGGAGCCUGAUUUACAAGACCGGUUCCUGUCAACAGCUUAACUGUUUUAAUGGUUUAUUUGUUACCAGAUGUUUUUUUGUUUGUUUGUUUGUUUUUUAAUUUUCUUGCUUUAUUCCAUUGUUGUGUUGAUUAUUAAAAGAUACGUUUGGUUGA